This is a messenger RNA of Colletotrichum karsti, 939 nucleotides long. RefSeq names its product 6-phosphogluconate dehydrogenase family protein. The transcript has 4 exons. Gene Ontology annotation, molecular function: oxidoreductase activity, acting on the CH-OH group of donors, NAD or NADP as acceptor; NAD binding; NADP binding. NCBI's taxonomy places the organism in Eukaryota, Fungi, Ascomycota, Sordariomycetes, Glomerellales, Glomerellaceae. Bases 1 to 939 code for a protein of 312 amino acids. The record is from RefSeq and is a predicted model, not a curated record.
AUGCAGAUAGUUAACCCAGUCGGCUGGUACGGACUUGGCUCCAUGGGCCUGCCAAUGGCCCUGAACCUGCAUAAGAAGCUGCAGUCACAUGGGUCCAGCUUGACGUUCUCCAACCGGACGCUUUCCAAGGGUGCCGAAUUGGUGGAUGCAGGGGCUGUUGCGAAAAGCAGCAUUGUAGAAGUUGUCCAAGCAUGUGAUGACAUCUUCACUAUGGUUUCUGCCGAUGCAGUCCUCCAAUCAUUGGUGGACGAGCUUCUAGCCAGCGGUAAUAGUCUUAAGGGCAAGACUUUGAUCGACUGUUCCACCAUUCAUCCCGAUACGGCUGCAUUGGUUUCCGAGAGACUAGAGGCUGCAGGUGCCUCAUUUGUUGCUGCUCCUGUCUUUGGAGCAAGUCCCGUGGCUCAAGCAGGGAGGCUUGUAUUCGCCAUGGCCGGUCCCCAAGCCGCACUUCAGCGUUUGGAGCCUCUGGUUGUUGAUGUCAUGGGAAGGAAGGUUAUCAAUAUGGGCAGUGAUGUUACGAAGGCGCCUAUGUUGAAAGUUACAGGCAACGUUCUUCUGGUUGUCUUUCUCGAAGCAAUCUCCGAAACUCAGGUCCUCGCCGAGCAAAAUGGCAUUGGUAUGACGGCCAUGGAAGAGCUAAUCUUCGAAGUCUUCGGACCGGUUCUCGGAAGCUACUCACGCCGACUGACGAGUGGCUCUUGGGCACCAAAGGAGGGCGCGGCUGGGUUUGCUGUUUCCAAUACCAUCAAAGACGCGAAGCAUGCCCUGCGAGUGGCCAACGAUCUCGGCGUCAGAAUGCCGGCUCUAGACAUUGCAACCAACAACAUGUUGAGCGCAAGAGCAUUUGGAGGGGAAAACCUGGAUGGUGCUGCGCUCUACGGCACUUUGAGAUCGCAGGCUGGCCUGCCAUUUUGGUCAGAGAACAGCCGCCAAGAAUGA